Molecule: messenger RNA, 174 nt
Organism: Fomitiporia mediterranea MF3/22
Lineage: Eukaryota; Fungi; Basidiomycota; Agaricomycetes; Hymenochaetales; Hymenochaetaceae
Exons: 2
Coding region: 1-174 (57 amino acids)
Source: RefSeq, a predicted model, not a curated record
AUGGACACUACAGCCGGUACUGAACUCCUGUGCACAAUUCAUAUAAAUACCCCUUCUGUACCAGAGACACAGCUGACAGCUGAGGUCGUCUACAAGGAUGCAACAAACCAGCACUGGGUGUUUGUCCCUGCUGAUCAGAUUGACGAGUUUCUGAAGGAGAAUGGCACCAAUUAA